AGGUCCCUAGGUAGGUACCUACAGCGUAGUAUGUCACUUCACUCAAAAAUAAAAAAUCCAGAGUAGUUUUUGUUUUGUGACGACGACGCAAUUUUAUUUUACCUACUAGAUUUUGCUGUAACCAUCUGUUUUCCGUAAUUUUGUAUACAUUUAUUUUAAAUAUAUGUCUUGAAAGGCUUCUAUAUGAUUAGAAGUCUUCAUGUCUACAAAUUGAACUUUUUUAGCGCUAUGGCUGUUGUGCUGUUACUUUGUUUCGGUGUCUUCCUCGAAAUAGGUGUGUCUGCUUAUCAGCUAACUCUUACCAACAAUGGUCCUGCCUUGUGUGGAAUCAAUCUAACAUUUACAGCUACAGUGGCAGAUUAUUAUGAUGAGACAUUCCUUUAUGAAUUCUGGGAUGAUACUAAGAACAAAAAUAGUGGUGAAGUUAUAUUGUCCGCUGGUGUAGCCAACUGGACUCAAGAGUACCCCAAAAGCAUGUAUUCAGCCGGGGAGUAUACAGCAACUGUACAGAUUAAAAAGAAGUUUUUUGAGGUGUGGUAUCCCGUCCAAACUGCAACUUGUAAAUUCAAAUUAACUGAUACAUUAAAUGGCCAGCUGAUAUUGAACCAAGACAAUGAAGAUAGGCCAAACAAUUUUGUAAAAGUGAACAAAACAGUCACACAUACUAUUAAGUUACUUGACAGGGAACAAGAUUUUUUAAAUAAAAAUGCGUCUACAGUUGCCACAUACUGGUUCAUAGAUUGCCAAUAUGUAAUGAUGACAUCAGAUUUGUCCUUUCAAUAUACAUACAGUGAUUUGAUGGGUGAUCAUAAUAUAGAGGCAAUUGUGGCAGCUGACAACCGACCUUUGCCUCCAGUUACAACAACAACUACUACUACAACGACAACAACAACAACGACUACAACGACAACCACAACAACCACUACAACACCGAAGCCAGUAACACUUGAAGUUUUAAAUAUCACUAAGGAGACAAACAAAACUUCAGUGCACAGUCUGGUCAAACGGGAGCUGUCCAAACUGAAGUAUCGCAUUUCUAUCAAAGACACAAUCUGCAACAAUAGUUUAUCUUUUGUGCCAACAAGCGAUGAUUACACUAUUGGACAUUAUAGGAAAACAAUAAGUGUUAGAGAACCAAUAGCAACAAUCAAUAUAUCCGGUAUGACAUGGCUGCAACACGGAGAUCUGAUGAACCUUCAAAUCAAGUAUGCCGGCACGCCUCCAUUCAACUACUGUGUACAAUACAAACUAGGAAUGUAUAAUAUAACGGGCAACGAGACUUGUUCCUCUCAACUGAACACGGAUUCCAACGGGUUCUCCUUGAUACAUUACUUCCCUGAAGGAGAUCUGCAUACUGUUGUUGUUGUUGUAGAGAAUCUUGUGGGUAAAAGUGUGUCGCGAGCCACUAUUAAUAUUUACAAAGCUGUGGUGCAAGCGCAGUUGUCAGUAAUUGUGGUGCCUGUAGCAUUCUGUCUGCUGGCUGUCAUACUGGUGGUGUUCGGCAUCGCCUACUACCAACACCGCUCUAGGUAUACUGUGGAAGUGGCAGAUUUCGACUUCGGCCAGGCGAACCUGGACUACAAGACCUUCAACGAGCGACUGCGGGACAGCUUCCGGGACGCCCUCAACUUCCGGCAGCACGACGACUUGGACGCGCUCGUCUCCAACACCAGAUACGAUUCUAUGUAAUAUAAUAUUGCUACUCACGGCUCCAUAGUUAUAAUCUCGAAAGGGUAGUUGCCUACUUAAAUAAAAAAUUAUUCGUGACAUUUCACGGGUAAAAGUUACUUAUGGUCUAUUUUUAGUUACGCUUCUAUCCGCUACUCCAAAAAUAUUCAGAUAAAUAAAAACACAUAUCUUUAUCAGUAGAACAUAAUUCAUUAUUUACUUGUCCGUUUUUGAGUCAAACUUAUAUAGUGAGCUAAAUUUUUACUCGUAAUUUUAGAGCAAACUAGUAAAAAAACAUCGUUUAUCUAUCUGUAGGUCUGUCCUACAGAUCGUAUAUAGAUACAGUCCUCGUGCGUUUGGCACGAGUGAUUUUAUUUACGAAUAAAAAUGAAUUGUAUGUCUGAUUGGCAAAUUUUAUUUAUUUAUUUUACUAGUGAGUAUUAAAUUUUGUUUCUUAAUGGUUUUGAUAUAAUGGCAAGUCACGUCACCUGCUCUCAUUGUAAUAAGUCUCAUUAUCAGUCUCAGACAUUUGAACAAAUAAUCAUAUCUAAUUUUUUGGCAACUACUCUAUUAUGUAAUACAGUUUCUACCAGCUGUACGUGGCCUUUGAAUCUGGCGGCUGUUGGCUCUGUCUGGGUAGAUAGAGUUUUGGGUUGGCUGUGUCUGGUAGUCAUCGGGAACAUCCGCCAAAGGAAAAGUGUCUGAUUUUGAUAUUAUGGUGCGUCGUCUAUAAAAUCAUCGUGUAUCUAUUUUAUAGUUUUGUAAAUCAAUUAUGCUAUGCUACAUUCGAGAUUUUACCUUUUCGAAGCCGUUAGAAAUCUUACACAUCUGUCCACAAAAAGGUGUGUUCUACUUCAGAAUCGUGACAUCCAUUCCAGUGUUGAAUUUCCGCGCGUUAUUAUAGGCUAGAUAUUUUGUUUAACACGGUUCUUUUUAUGCCAUCAUUCUGAAAGAGGAGAAAUCUAUAUUAUUUUCCGAAGGCCCGAAUCAAUGCAUUUAAGAUCAGCCGACAUGUUUGUAGUAAGUAAGGAAGGUUCUUCGUUUUGAGAAUGUUGAUUUUUAUGUCCUUUUUUGUCGAAAAUGUAAUGGCUAAGACCGAAUGUGAUCUCUAAAAUUUCCUCGAUUUAUUUAUAUAAAAUGUGAUGGUAAAUCGGCUUUUUAAAGGCAUAAAUAAUAAGUAGUUUGAGCUUUAUUUUCAACGUAUUUUACAAGCUGGCAAAAUGUUUCGCUUGAUUCAUUAAUUCUUAUAAAUUUCUUACAUUUAUAUUUUAGUACUAAAGUAAAUAUACAUAUGACUAUUUACAGACUGAUGGACUAUUUAUAAUCUGUUAUUUGUGUUUAUGUAGUUCGUAAUAAGAUUCAAGUUCUAAUACUAAUAUGCAAAUUCUUCGGCGGUUCCUAGCAAGCGUGAGGAAGUAGGUUUUUUAUUUUAUAACUCUGCUUUAUAAUGUAAACUAUUGUAAUUAUUUCUAUAAGUAUUUUAAAUUGAUAAGAAAAAGAAUAACUACUUACACAUGUUUAUUGAUCGUGAGUAAUAUUGUAAUGUUGUUUUAUUUUAAAUAUUUUAGUUGGCGACAUAAAACAGAUUUUCGUCAUAGCUGUAGAACUUACGUACGAAAUUAAAAUGAUUGUUCCGUUAUAUAUUAUAUUAUAAUAUUUUCGCCUAAUUUUUGUAAAUAUUUUAGUAUUUGUUAAAUAGACCAACGUUUAUUUUUCGUUUUACUUAUUAGAUCAGAAAGCAAAGUGGCAAGUCAUGUUAUGUGAUAUAUUAGGAUUAAUUUAGACUUACAAUAUAAAUACAGUAAAGAAGUAUUAUUGUGUAUUUAUUCAUACUAUAGUAAGCAACACAGCCAAUAUAAAUGUAAUAUAGUAAUCGAUGAAUUAAAUAAUCGUGAUCCCAAUUUAUUCUUCAUAAUAUAUGAUACUUGGCUGCGAUAAAGAUUAGACAUUAGCUGUCUCCACAAACGCACACAAAGGCGCGAUGCUGCCCGCUUCUCCUAAGGGCCGGUAUCCACCAGUACAAAAAGUCAAUUUCCGUCACAGAUAUUACAUUGAAUAUAAUAUUAUAAUAUCUAUUCGUGAGUUCCGUUAGCGAAAUUGGAAACCCUAAAUUCUAUUGGUUGUUAAAAUCAAUCUAUUCUGGUGGGGACCGGCUGAAAAUGUCAAAUUAUCACAUGCGAUUGGCUAAUUUAUAAAAUCCAAAAAGAAAUAGAUAUAUAAUAUACAGAAACAGUGUUGUUCAUUAUAGACAUGAAUCAAAGUGUAUAGUUACAAUAAAAUGUUACUCGAUUUUAA
Molecule: messenger RNA, 3963 nt
Organism: Plodia interpunctella (Indianmeal moth)
Lineage: Eukaryota; Metazoa; Arthropoda; Insecta; Lepidoptera; Pyralidae
Exons: 7
Coding region: 184-1689 (501 amino acids)
Cellular component (GO): plasma membrane
Source: RefSeq, a predicted model, not a curated record